UUUGUUUCCUCUUUCAGAAACCAAAUUGUUUUCUUUUUAUAUUUUGGUUUUUAAUCUUUUGUUUCCCUUCCUCUCUUUGCGUGUGUGAGAUUUUUUUCUUCCCUUCAUCACCUUUUGCCGAUUGGUCAUUUUAUAUGUUAAUCUUGCUUCUUCAUUCUCACUGCUGUCUCAGGAGUAUUGGAACUUCUCUGUGUUGAGUGUACUAAUCAUCGAUCUUGAGGAUGGGUCAUAGAAGAAGAAAUGAGCCAGAGUUUGAUGAGUUUGAGAAGCUUCUUGGAGAGAUUCCAAAAGUUACUUCAGGAAACGACUUUAGCCCUUUCCCUAUGUGUUUUAGCUCAAGAAGAUCAUCACCAUCCACAUUCCAAGAACAAAAUCUUCAUCUUCCUGGUGGCCUCUCUGCUUUUGCUGAAGGAAACUUAAUCUUUGGAGCCCCAAAUCAAACUCUUGAGUACCCCCAAGUUAUGUCCAUUCCUGCUAACCACUCUCCAAGUAGCUCACCUUGUGUAUAUGACAAGUUUGAUUCAAGAAAAAUCGAUCAGCAACUGUUUAGGAAGCUUCCACACGUUGGUUACUUUCAAAAUGCUCGGCCGCAGCCUCACCAUCAAGCUUUGGAUCAUCAGUCUCAUAUCAACUGGAGGAAUAUCGAAGAAGAGGAGAGGGUGAGUCUCCAAGAAGAACACUACCCUCAUUGCAUCUACCUUUACAACAACAACCCUUUGACGGAAACUCCUCCAAGACAGGAACAUUUCGAUUAUCACCGAGCUCAUGAUGGUGAUGAAAGCGUGAGGAGUUUGGAUGGGUUCGUAAGGAAGAGAAUGUACUAUCCAGAGAAGAUUCUAAUGAGAUCAAACACAGCUAAACUCAUAAACUACGGCGUUGGAGAUGAUGAUACACAAAGCGGAAGAGGACUUUGGUUCAACGAAGAAGAUCUUGCAAUGAGACUCAACAACUUGACAUUACAACAACCUCCAAAGUAUAACUCUCUUGCAGAGACAAAAGCGAAGAUAUAUCACAUGGCCAAAGAUCAGUACGGUUGUCGCUUCCUUCAGAGGAAAUUCGCUGAGGGAGAUGGCAAAGAUAUCGAAAUGAUCUUUAACGAGAUCAUUGUCUAUAUCAGUGAGCUUAUGGUAGACCCUUUUGGCAACUAUCUAGUUCAGAAGCUUCUGGAAGUAUGCAGCCAAGAUCAGAGGAUGCAGAUUGUUCAUUCCAUUACUAGAAAACAAGGAGUGCUUAUCAAAAUUUCUUGUGACAUGCACGGGACUAGAGUUGUUCAAAAGAUGGUUGAAACGGUUAAGAGACAAGAGGAGGUUUCAAUGAUCAUGUCUGCUUUGAAGCAUGGCGUUGUGACUUUGAUAAAGAGUGUAAACGGUAACCACGUUGUUCAACGUUGCUUGCAGUAUCUGUUACCUCACUGCGAGAAGUUUCUUUUUGAGGUAGUGAUUACUCACUGUGCUGAGCUUGCAACUGAUCAACAUGGAUGUUGUGUUCUUCAAAAAUGUAUUGGCUAUUCCAAAGGAGAACAAAAAUACAACUUAGUCGCUGAGAUCGCCUCUAAUGCUCUACUCCUCUCUCAACACCCUUUUGGGAACUACGUUCUUCAGUAUGUUCUUGAGCUACAACUCCAAUGGGUUGUCAACGGGAUCCUAGAGCAGCUAGAAGGGAACUACACCGAGCUAUCCAUGCAGAAAUGUAGCAGCAAUGUAGUUGAGAAGUGUCUGAGACUAGCUGAUGACAAACAUCUAACUCGUAUCAUCAGAGAACUCGUAAACUAUGGUCUUCUUGACCAAGUUAUGUUGGAUCCUUAUGGAAACUAUGUCAUUCAAGCAGCUCUUAAAAGGUCCAAGGGGACUACUGGUUAUGGUCUUUUGGUUGAUGCUAUUAAGCUUCAUGUACCAUCUCUACGUACCAAUCCUUACGGUAGAAAAGUCCUAUCUGCACUUUGCUCGAAGAAGUAAAAUCAGCAGUUUCAGAUUUGUAGCAAAAGUUGAUGUGUUGUUGUUCUUGCUUGUUGGUCAAGUUACCUUGUACAAUGUAAUGUGUAAUAAGGAAGCAUAGUUCGCAGGUUUAUGGUUUAAAGAUCCAAAGAGACAAAAGAUUCAGAAUGGCUUGUUUUGUAAUCUGAUCUUACAAUCAAUCUUUGUUUUGUAAUCAGAUCUUACAGUCAUCUUUGUUCUGUAG
Molecule: messenger RNA, 2178 nt
Organism: Brassica oleracea var. oleracea
Lineage: Eukaryota; Viridiplantae; Streptophyta; Magnoliopsida; Brassicales; Brassicaceae
Product: pumilio homolog 12-like
Exons: 7
Coding region: 222-1955 (577 amino acids)
Biological process (GO): post-transcriptional regulation of gene expression
Cellular component (GO): cytoplasm
Molecular function (GO): mRNA binding
Source: RefSeq, a predicted model, not a curated record